Messenger RNA from Clarias gariepinus (North African catfish), 2641 nucleotides. RefSeq names its product cytochrome P450 1A1 (gene cyp1a). Lineage: Eukaryota; Metazoa; Chordata; Actinopteri; Siluriformes; Clariidae. Gene Ontology annotation, molecular function: iron ion binding; heme binding; oxidoreductase activity, acting on paired donors, with incorporation or reduction of molecular oxygen, reduced flavin or flavoprotein as one donor, and incorporation of one atom of oxygen. The record is from RefSeq and is a predicted model, not a curated record. Gene Ontology annotation, biological process: hormone biosynthetic process; progesterone metabolic process. The transcript is spliced from 7 exons. The coding region runs from base 126 to 1703 and encodes 525 amino acids.
CAGCGUUUCAAAGAAGCAGAAAAGAUCAGAGAAAAAGAUCGUACAUUAAAGAGCUGGACACUGCGCCCUGAGCUCUUCUCUCAAGACUUAUUUUCUAAGGUGUUUUCUCCCUGAGGCAAAUAAAAAUGGCGCUGGCAGAUAUCCCAUUUUAUGGCCCUAUCUCCGUAUCUGAGAGUCUCGUUGCCAUUAUAACAAUAUGCACAGUGUAUCUGUUCAUGUGGGUCACUCGUACCAAAAUCCCUGAAGGUCUUCGGGUGCUUCCAGGUCCAAAACCCUUCCCUCUGAUUGGAAACGUGCUGGAAUUGGGAAGCAACCCUCACUUGAGUUUGACGACAAUGAGCAAGACCUACGGCCCGGUUUUCCAGGUCCAGAUCGGCACACGUCCCGUGGCAGUGCUGAGCAAUAGCGAGGUCGUACGCCAGGCUCUGAUCAAGCAAGGUGAAGAGUUCGCCGGACGCCCUGACCUCUACAGCUUCCGCUUCAUCAGUGAAGGCAAGAGCCUGGCGUUCAGCACAGACCAGGCUGGUGUUUGGCGCACACGACGCAAGCUCGCCCAGAACGCUUUGCGCUCGUUUGCUAUGAUCGAGGGUGAGAGUUCUGAGUACUCCUGCGCCCUGGAGGAACACAUCAGCAAAGAGGGCCUGUACCUGAUUGAGAGACUGCAUGGUGUUAUGAAGGCCAGCGGCGGAUUCGACCCGUUCCGUCACAUUGUGGUGUCUGUUACGAACGUGAUCUGUGGCAUGUGCUUUGGCCGCCGCUACAGUCACGAUGACCGGGAGUUGUUAAACCUGGUGAACUUAAGUGAAGAGUUCAACCAAGUGGUGGGCAGCGGAAACCCGGCUGACUUCAUUCCCUUCCUGCGCCUCCUGCCCAGCACGACCAUGAAGAAAUACCUGGCCAUUAACCAGCGCUUUAACAUGUUCAUGCAGAGGCUGGUCAAAGAACAUUACGAGACAUACAAUAAGGACAACAUUCGUGAUAUCACAGACUCUCUCAUCGAUCACUGUGAGGACAGGAAGCUGGACGAGAACUCAAACGUCCAGGUGUCUGAUGAGAAGAUAGUGGGAAUUGUGAACGAUCUCUUCGGAGCUGGUUUCGACACAAUCAGCACGGCUUUGUCCUGGUCGGUUUUGUACCUAGUGGCUUAUCCUGAGAUUCAAGAGAGACUGCAUGAAGAGCUGAAGGAGAAGGUUGGACUGGACCGCGUACCGCAACUGACGGACAAAACCAACCUGAUUUACCUCGAGGCUUUCAUCCUGGAGAUCUUCCGUCAUACCUCCUUUCUUCCUUUCACCAUUCCGCACUGUACCACGAAAAACACAUCACUCAAUGGAUAUUUCAUUCCUAAAGACACAUGUGUCUUCAUUAACCAGUGGCAAAUCAACCAUGACCCCAAAACAUGGAAGGAGCCCUCCGUUUUCAACCCCGAUCGUUUCCUGAGUGCCGAUGGCGCCGAGCUUAACAAGAUGGAAGGCGAGAAGGUCAUGAUCUUCGGUCUGGGCAAACGCCGCUGUGUGGGUGAACUCAUCGCCCGGUCGGAGGUCUUCCUCUUCCUCGCCAUCCUCAUCCAGAGGUUAAAGUUCAGCGGCAUGCCAGGGCAGACAGUAGACAUGACCCCGGAGUAUGGCCUCACCAUGAAGCACAAGCGCUGCCUUUUGCGCACCACGCCGCGGCCUGGGUUCGAAUCUUCCUGCAAGGUGUGAGAGCCUGAGGCGGCUGUAAAUCCGUCUGUUAAAUUCGGGGAUUGUAAUGAAAAUCCCUCAUAUUUCUGUAUCAUGCUGUGUUCAGUAUAGAAAGGGGAUCGCUUUAGUGUAGUCAUAGUCCUCACGGUGCUAUGGCAGACACUUACCAGUCUUAAAUGCAGAUCUACAUGUUUUUAGAAUGUAGGCACUUAGCUGCCAGAAGAGCAAGACUGUUAAUCUUGUGAAAUUCACAUACGCUGUGUUCAUAUCUGCUUUAGUUUGUGCUGUCUCAGAGUUGGGUUGUGGCUCAUUCCUGGUUGUAUCUCAGGUACUUUGCUGCAGUGGUUAUAAAAACAUGAAUCUAAUUCUGUGGAAUUCUUUUCAGCGGAUGGAAUGUCUUUAUAGUAAGCUAGAGUAGUUUACAAAACAUGCAUGACUUUUUUUUUUAUCCACGAACAAUUGCAUCAUCCUGCUUGAUGUUUAACACUGAAGUAAUUUUUUUUUUUUAAGGAUAUUUAAGCUUCAUCCCAAAAUGUGAUCUGUACAUUCUUCUGCUGUAUUACUGAUAAGAUUCCAAUGUGCCUCAACUUCUGGCUGUACAUAAAGCUGAAGUUUUGCAUUGAGGUUACUUACCGAGGCCCACAGAGAUAUAGAUUUUAUUAUAGGUAGAACUGACAGGCCACUGUUUUUUUUUCUAAUGUUUUUUUGUGCAUUUGCAUGAGUGAUAAAAAAAGUGUUGUGUGUGCGUGUGUGUGUGUGUGUGUGUGUGUGUGUGCAUUGAAAAUAAUGAAGGAAGUGAAUUUAUAUAUAUAUAGGUGUACCUUUAAGGAGAAUUAAAAGUGAUUUAUGCCUUUAUGAAUUAAUGAAUUAUGCCUUUUUGUACACUGCUGUUGCAAUGUUUCAGCACAUUUGUAUUCAUUGCUAAAAUAAUAAUAAAUAAAGAAUAAUAAUAACCAGGU